CAACCCCUGCACUAUGGGACCCUCCUGGGCAGCAGAGCUUGUGUCCACAUGGCAGCAGCUGCCUGGGGCACUGGGUUUCUCUAUGCUGUGCUGCACACGGCCAAUACAUUUUCUAUACCACUCUGCCAGGGCAAUGCCCUGGACCAAUUCUUCUGUGAAAUCCCCCAGAUCCUCAAGCUCUCCUGCUCAGCCUCCUACCUCAGGGAAGUUGGGCUUCUUAUAUUAAGCUGUUUUUUAGUUUUUGGUUGUUUUAUUUUCGUUGUGCUGUCCUAUGUGCAGAUCUUCAGGGCUGUGCUGAGGAUCCCCUCUGAGCAGGGACGGCACAAAGCCUUUUCCACGUGCCUCCCUCACCUGGCUGUGGUCUCCCUUUUUAUCAGCACUGCCAUAUUUGCUCACCUGAAGCCUGCUUCCAUCUCCUCCCCAUCCCUGGACCUGGUGGUGGCAGUUCUGUACUCGGUGGUGCCUCCAGCAUUGAACCCCUUCAUCUACAGCAUGAGGAACCAGGAGCUCAAGGAUGCCUUGAGGACACUAAUCUAA
This is a messenger RNA of Grus americana (Whooping crane), 537 nucleotides long. Its product is annotated as olfactory receptor 14J1-like. Gene Ontology annotation, biological process: G protein-coupled receptor signaling pathway. Lineage: Eukaryota; Metazoa; Chordata; Aves; Gruiformes; Gruidae. The record is from RefSeq and is a predicted model, not a curated record. The transcript has a single exon. Gene Ontology annotation, cellular component: membrane. Gene Ontology annotation, molecular function: olfactory receptor activity. The annotation marks the transcript as partial.